AUGGAUGCAGCUGAAGACCGAGAAGUGAAGCUCCAGCGGGCAUCCAGUGAUUUGGUGACUGAGUUCUCGGCUAAACUGCCAUCACUACUUUGGAGAUCCCAAAAUGGAACCCCUCUCCGUACCCCACGCAAAUGGGCGCCAGUGUCCAAGACAGAGAGGCUUGUCAGUCUUUUGGAACCAUUCCAAGAGUGGCCUCAGCUUCUCGAUCCUCAUCUGCAGAAGCUUCUACCUCCUUUAGUCGAUGCAUUCUUGGCCUACUUGGUUAGACAUGAGGGUCAGUAUGGGUCGAAAUCUCCAAAAGGCUUACCGAAUUUUGCACUCUAUCCUCUUCCAAGAGCCAUCUGCAGACUACUUUACACCUUUUGCAAGGUUCGCGGCGUCAAGGUCAUCAGUCGGUUUCUGAACAAUGAACCCAAAUAUCUAGAAUCCAUGCUGCGAGCUUUCAUACAAUGGAACUUGAUAAACACUCAAGAUACAAUUGAUGAUUUAGCCGGACCUGAGCCUCAGGGAUUGCAAUGGGAAGAACGUUAUGUGAUGCUGGUCUGGCUCUCUCAUCUGCUUCUUGCUCCUUUUGAUUUGUCUUCGAUCUCGUCAGAUGACAUACCUAUUCCUUAUGACAAUUUGCAGCAACUGGGGACUAUUUCUCCCAAAACCCCCGUGGUUACCAAGUCACUACUUUCCUUGGCGCUUCACUACAUCAAUGCUUCUGGCAAAGAGCGCGAGGCGGCCACUGCUCUCUUGGCACGACUAGUUCUGCGUGGGGAUAUGCAAGCUCUGGGCCUUCUUCCAGGUCUAAUUCAAUGGGCAUUUGCGACACUUCAACCUGUCGAUAAUAAAACAGGCGAAGUUCCUUCUGUGUACUCAUGCAUCGGAAUUCUCUCAUUUAUUGCCCGUCUAGCGGGAUCGGGCCAGGUAGAGGAUUUGGCUCCUCUACUGAGGGUGGUGUUUGAAAAGACCCUGAGCGUCUCCCAGGGCGAUACGGAAGUCUCAAAAACAAUUCAAACCUCAGCCUUGGCCAGAAAGACCGUCGUCAAAAUUCUUCGUAACAUCACCGGAAUGGCUCUUUCUUUGAGUGAACGGGGAGAUGUUCAUGUAUCGGAUGAUCAAUUGUCUACUAUAUUAGAAGAUAUCAUUGAUCACUUCCUUAUUGCCCUUGCAGAUAAGGAUACUCCAGUUCGGUUUGCUGCGAGUAAAGCUCUUAGUGUCAUAACUUUAAAGCUGGACCCAGAGAUGGGGGCUGAAAUCAUUGAAGCUGUUAUUGGCUCUCUGGGCGAAAACAUUCUCUAUGAAAAGCAUGAUGGAACCCUACUGACAAGAUUUGAGGCCCGUGGCAUUGACACCCAUACGUUGAGACGCAACCUGAGUGGCGUUGAUGCUCAACGAUGGCAGGGGCUGAUGCUUACUUUAUCUCAUUUGUUGUUCCGUCGUGCGCCUCCUCUAACUCAACUGGCUGAUAUCCUUGAAUCUCUUGUAUCAGGCUUGGACUUUGAGCAGAGAUCUUCCACGGGCAGCUCUGUCGGAACUGGUGUUCGAGAUGCUGCUUGUUUUGGAGUAUGGGCUUUGUCUCGGAAGUAUACCACCUCGGAACUUCAAGCCUUGCAUCCGCAAAUGAUCCUCUCCCUUUCCGGGACGAGCGAGGUGGAUGUCUUGCAGAAGUUAGCUGUAGAGCUUGUCUGCUCGGCUUGUGUUGACCCUUCUGGAAACAUUCGACGAGGGGCGUCCGCAGCCUUACAAGAACUGGUUGGCCGUCACCCGAAUAUGAUCACUGAAGGAAUUUCUCUGGUGCAGGUUGUGGACUAUCAUUCUGUUGCUCGUCGUUCUCGUGCCAUUGUUGAUGUGGUAAAGGCAACCGCUUCACUGGAUCCAAUAUACUGGGGUCCUCUUCUGGGGGCCUUGAUGCAGUGGCGAGGUAUUGGUUGUCCAGAUGCUGAGUCCAGGCGACAAGCAGCGAAGUCCAUUGGCUCGCUCAGCACACAACAAAACUUCAAAACAAUCAACGUAGUACUCCAACGUCUAUUAGACAGACUUCCCCGCAUUCUCAGGAGUGAUGUGGAGUCGAGACAUGGAUGUAUUUUGUCCGUUGCUGCCACAGUAGAUGCUUAUAUCUCUGAAUGGAACUCCUCCCUGGAGAUAAGAGAAGAUGCCGAAGGAACCGCGGUCUCUUCUCAGGUGUCUCAACUGUGGGAGUUUUUUGAGUCGCCCUUAGCACCUACCGAUAACGAUUUGACCCUUCAAAAUUCAAGGCCCGAAUUGACUGCGGAGGCGUCAUCUCGCUUGAUCGCGUCUCUAUGCCGGGCAACCACCGUCACUGGACUUGCUCGGCCAUCUGAGGGGAUCAUUGAUCGCACCCUGAAGAUUCUUUCACUAUGUGUCUCGCGAAGUGAAGAUAUUUCUAUCGAAUCGUCAUCAAAUGCACUGGCUUCUCUUUUCCCACUUUUAUCGCUAAAGAAACAAGAUGAAACAGUACAGGCCUGGUUUUCUCACCUUCGUAUUUCCUCGAAACUACCAACUGGCCGUGGCCAGAUCUUAGCCCUGGGGGCUGUUUUCAAACAAUUCGAAGGGCGAGACGAACUUCUGCAGAGCAUCACCUCAGAACUACUUCAAUGUGCAGCGAAAGGGGAAGUCCUUGAAAAGCGAGUAGUUGCUGUGAGAUGCUUUGCAACCAGCAUUUUGCCAUACACAGGCGCAGGGACAGAACUUACGCUCAAGAUCGCAACUAGCUUGCUCACUUUCUUAAACGAUUACACCACGGAUAGACGAGGUGAUGUUGGGUCACUGAUUCGUGUGGAAGCAAUUCAAGCAGCAAGGGUGCUUCAAGGCAAACUUGUACCGCGUUCCCCUCUUGUCCAUGAUAUUGUUGGCUGCCUUUGCCGUCUCGCAUGCGAAAAGCUCGACAAGGUUCGACUUCAGGCCUGGCUUUGUUUACAAGACUGCGUUUGGGAGUUGGCUGAUGGAGAUGGGUUCUUGAAGAAAUUUGAACAUGCCAGCGAUGUGUCAUCACCAGAAUACUUUUUCCAGUUGCUAAAUCUAUGGCCACACGAAUGGCUGCGUCUGCCGAUACUUCAAGGCCUUGCAACCUCUGCAGUUACAGGUGCCGAGGGUCUUGUGCGCUCUUCACGAGAAGCCGUGAUUAAAUUCCUCAAUGUCAUCAAUCUCAAUUCCACUACCGCCAACUCUCGACCUGCUAAAUUGAUUGCCUUCCUACAAGUUCUGUCGACUGUUCUGAGCGAUAACAUUCUCGAUGAUCGCUAUGCAAUUCCAGCAAUUGAGUUCAUGGCGUUUCUAAUUGACAGCUACUAUGUCGCCAGUUCAGAGGAUGUGGACCCAGUUUUCCGGAAAAUAUUUGCAUUAGGUCAGAAAGCACAUUUCCGAUCCACCAACAUUGCUAGACUCGAAGCAGGAAUCAGGGUUUAUGCAGCAUUGUCGAGAAUCGAGUCCUUACGAAAUGAUGUUUUGAAGAAAUUGACAGGGAUGCUACUGCAUCCCUUCCCAAGGGUUCGAUUGAGUGCUGCAGACUACAUUUUCACAAUUACAGAUUCUGAGUCAGUCAAAUAUGAGGAUUGGUCGACACAGCCCAAGGAAUUAAAGGAGAAAGUAGAGGGCUUGAGGAGUGUUCUCUUACCAAUAUGA
Penicillium taxi is the source of this 3630-nucleotide messenger RNA. Its product is annotated as tubulin-specific chaperone D. Gene Ontology annotation, biological process: microtubule cytoskeleton organization; post-chaperonin tubulin folding pathway; tubulin complex assembly. Bases 1 to 3630 code for a protein of 1209 amino acids. The transcript has 5 exons. Gene Ontology annotation, molecular function: beta-tubulin binding; GTPase activator activity. The record is from RefSeq and is a predicted model, not a curated record. Lineage: Eukaryota; Fungi; Ascomycota; Eurotiomycetes; Eurotiales; Aspergillaceae.